Cokeromyces recurvatus is the source of this 1769-nucleotide messenger RNA. Its product is annotated as ergosterol biosynthesis ERG4/ERG24. Gene Ontology annotation, cellular component: endoplasmic reticulum membrane. Gene Ontology annotation, biological process: ergosterol biosynthetic process. Gene Ontology annotation, molecular function: Delta24(24-1) sterol reductase activity. The record is from RefSeq and is a predicted model, not a curated record. Lineage: Eukaryota; Fungi; Mucoromycota; Mucoromycetes; Mucorales; Mucoraceae. The transcript has 3 exons. Bases 115 to 1554 code for a protein of 479 amino acids.
CCCCGCGCAAAUUGAAAAAAAAUAUAAAUAUUUUAGUACUUGAUUUUUUUUUUUUUAUUCUUAUUUCUUUUUCUCUUUUUUUUUAUUCUUCUUCGUCUUUUUUUUUUUUAAACAAUGUCGGUAGAGAAUAAAGAAAAGGACGAUAAAGUUAUCGUAAAUGAUAAUGGUGUGCCUUUAUAUAAAAGUCAAAUGACAGCAUUAGAUGAAAAGUUGGAUAAAGAAAUUGUAUAUGAAUUCGGUGGGUCUGUAGGCGUCCUUGGAAUGAUGAUAGGUUUCCCUUGUUUAAUGUAUUAUCUCUGGGUUUGUCUCGAAUAUCAUCAAGGCAGUCUUAUUUAUCCAUCUUCUUUUACAAAGGAUGAUAUUAUUCUAUUUAUAUCAAGGGAAAUUAUUGAAAAAGUAAAAUUGGGUGCUUACCCUACUGCAUUUGCUAUUAAGAUCUAUAUGGGCUAUGUUUUAUUUUCUUUUAUUUUGGCUUAUAUUAUGCCUGGUCCUGUUGUUCACGGUACACCUCUUCCUACUUUAAAGGGAAAAAGCCUUCCUUAUUUAUGUAAUGGUUUAUCAUCUUGGUAUUUAACACUUGUUACUGCUUUUGUUCUUCAUUUUACUGGUAUUUUCCGUUUGACUUCUAUUGUUGAAAAUUUUGGUAGUAUCAUGACAGUUGCAAUUAUUUGGGGUUAUACCAUGUCAAUUCUUGUUUUUAUUUGUGCUUUUAUGAAUGGUACUACACAUCGUAUGUCUGGUAAUUUAAUUUAUGAUUUUUUUAUGGGCGCACCUUUAAAUCCUCGAAUUGGUCAUGUUGAUUUGAAAAUGUGGGCUGAAUGCCGUGUACCUUGGCCAGUUCUUUUCUUUAUUGGUGUUUCAUGCGCCUUAAAGCAAUAUGAAACACGUGGUUAUGUUACUGCUCCUGCUGCCUUCCUUGUUCUUGCUUACUUUUUAUAUACAAAUUCAAUCCAGAAGGGUGAAGAGUGUAUUCUUACAUCUUGGGAUAUGUUCUUUGAAAAGGAUGGUUUUAUGUUAAUUUUCUGGAAUAUGGCUGGUGUCCCUUUUACUUAUUGUUAUUCAGCUGUUUAUCUUAGCAAACUCGAAGAAACUACAGGUAUUGUUGUAACUCAUAGUAAAGCUUAUACUAUCUUUUUAUAUAUCCUUUUACUUUGUGCUUACUAUGUCUUUGAUACUGGUAAUUCUCAAAAGAAUCGUUUCCGUAUGGAACAAAAUGGUACCUAUAUCGAUCGUAAAGCCUUCCCUCAAUUACCUUGGGGUAGAAUUAAGAAUCCUACUUAUAUCAAAACCAAGCAAGGUAAUAUGUUAUUGACUUCUGGUUGGUGGGGUAUUGCUCGUAAACCACAUUACACUGCUGAUUUAUUCCAAUCUCUUUCUUGGGGAUUAAUUACCGGCUUUGGUUCUUUCUUACCUUAUUUCUAUUUCACUUUCUUUUUUGUUGUACUGACACAUCGUGUUACUAGAGAUAUGGAGCGUUGUGCAAAGAAAUAUGGUAAAGAUUGGGACCGUUAUUGUGAGAGAGUUCCUUACAUCUUUAUUCCUUAUGUUUUCUAAAAUUUUGUAUACUUUAAGAAAAUUUCUGCAUAUUUUAAUAAUAAAAAUAAUAUAACUCAAUAGAAAUGAGUUUAUGUAGACUGUUAAAUAUAGAAAAAUCAAGUUCCACAUGGAUUUUUUCCAGUUUCAUCAUGUUAAACAAGCAAACAAAUAUACACACAUGCAAAGUAUAUAAUAAUGUAUACAGCAACAUAAAAAAAAAAAAAUUUUUUUUU